UGUGGGGAGGGGAGAUUCGUAGGGGCUACGCGCCCUCACCCCGCGCGCCCGGGUACCCCACCUCUGGCGCGCGCGCGCCCGCCACCCCCUCCGCGGCCUCCCGCUCCCGCCUCCCCGCCUUCCCCUCCUCCUGGUGACGUCCGGGUCCCUGCCCGUCUGAAAACUCCGCGCCGCGGCGGUGGAGGCGGCGGCGGCGGCGGCAGAGGAGGAGGAGGAAGAGCGCGGCGAGCCGAGGCGGCGGCGGCGGCCCGAGCGGGAGCCCGAGUGGCAGCCGGCUGCCGCGGGCAGCGCGGGCAGCGCGGGGGCGGCCCGGAGCGCGCCGGGGUCCCCGCGCCCCGCUCGCCCGCCGCGCUCCGAAGAUGGUGGCGGCGCCGUGCGCCCGGAGGCUGGCCCGGCGUUCUCACUCGGCGCUGCUCGCGGCGCUCACCGUGCUGCUGCUGCAGACGCUGAUCGUGUGGAAUUUCAGCAGCCUCGACUCCGGGGCCGGCGAGCGCCGCGCGGGCGCAGCGGUCGGCGGCGCCGCGGAACAGCCGGCCCCAGCCCCGGCUCCGCGCCGGGAGCGCCGGGACCUGCCCGCGGAGCUGGCUGCAGCCCGAGGAGGAGGCGGCAGUGAAGGAGGAGGAGGACGGGGGCUCCCGGCACGGGCGCGGGGAGGCGGCCCCGGAGAUCCGCGGGCGCAGCAGCCGGCCCGCCGCGGGGCACUGCCCGCCCGGGAGCUGGAACCACACCCGAGUCCACUGAUCACCCUGGAGACCCAGGAUGGCUACCUCUCUCACCGGCCAAAAGAGAAAGUGCGAACUGACAGCAACAAUGAGAACUCGGUCCCCAAGGAUUUUGAGAACAUAGACAACAGCAACUUCGCCCCAAGGACCCAGAAGCAGCAGAACCAGCCCGAGCUGGCCAAGAAGCCCCCAGGCCGAACGAAGGAGCUUCUGAAAAGGAAAUCGUCGGAGCAGCCGGACAAAGGGAAGGGCCACUCACUCCUGGGCAAAGGCCCCAGCGAGAGGCUGACCCCCAGCGACAGGGCUGCGGCCAACAGCAGUCACGGGAAGGCUGCCCCGAGACAGGCCCACACUAGGAAGAGUGGGGGCAGCUCCCCUGAGGCCAAGAAUGACCAUCUUCCCAGAUGUGAGAUCUCAGGCAAGGAGGCCAUCUCUGCCUUGUCCCGUGCCAAGUCCAAGCACUGCCGCCAGGAGAUCGGUGAGACCUACUGCCGCCACAAGCUGGGGCUGCUGAUGCCUGAGAGAGUGACGCGGUUCUGUCCCCUGGAAGGCAAAGCCAACAAGAAUGUGCAGUGGGACGAGGACUCGGUGGAGUACAUGCCUGCCAACCCCGUCAGGAUCGCCUUCGUCCUCGUGGUGCAUGGUCGUGCCUCCCGGCAGCUGCAGCGCAUGUUCAAGGCCAUCUACCACAAGGACCACUUCUACUACAUCCACGUGGACAAGCGUUCCAAUUACCUGCAUCGGCAAGUGCUGCAGAUGGCCAGGCAGUACAGCAACGUGCGUGUCACCCCCUGGAGGAUGGCCACCAUCUGGGGGGGAGCCAGCCUCCUGUCCACCUACCUACAGAGCAUGCGGGACCUCCUGGAGAUGCCCGACUGGCCCUGGGACUUCUUCAUCAACCUGAGCGCAGCCGACUACCCCAUCAGGACAAAUGACCAGCUGGUGGCGUUCCUCUCCCGCUACCGGGAUAUGAAUUUCUUGAAGUCACACGGCCGGGACAAUGCCAGGUUCAUCCGGAAACAAGGCCUGGACCGGCUCUUCCUGGAAUGUGACGCACACAUGUGGCGCCUGGGGGAUCGGCGGAUCCCAGAGGGCAUUGCCGUGGAUGGCGGCUCUGACUGGUUCCUCCUGAACCGGAAGUUUGUGGAGUAUGUGACAUUCUCCACAGAUGAUCUGGUGACAAAGAUGAAACAAUUCUACUCUUAUACCCUGCUGCCAGCUGAAUCCUUCUUCCACACAGUCCUGGAGAACAGCCCCCACUGUGACACCAUGGUGGACAACAACCUGCGCAUCACCAACUGGAACCGCAAGCUGGGCUGCAAGUGCCAGUACAAGCACAUCGUGGACUGGUGCGGCUGCUCUCCCAACGACUUCAAGCCCCAGGACUUCCACCGCUUCCAGCAGACUGCCCGGCCUACCUUCUUCGCACGCAAGUUUGAAGCUGUGGUAAAUCAGGAAGUCAUCGGGCAGCUGGACUACUACCUGUAUGGCAACUACCCGGCAGGCACCCCAGGCCUCCGCUCCUACUGGGAGAACAUCUAUGAUGAACCCGACGGAGUCCACAGCCUGAGUGAUGUAACGCUCACCCUGUACCACUCGUUCGCCCGCCUGGGCCUACGCCGGGCAGAAGCAGCCCUGCACACAUCUGGCGAGAACAGCUGCAGGUACUACCCAAUGGGCCACCCCGCCUCUGUCCACCUCUACUUCCUUGCCGACCGUUUCCAGGGCUUUCUGAUCAAGCACCAUGCCACCAACUUAGCCGUGAGCAAACUCGAGACACUAGAGACGUGGGUGAUGCCAAAGAAAGUCUUCAAGAUCGCAAGUCCUCCCAGCGACUUUGGGAGGCUUCAGUUCUCCGAGGUUGGCACUGACUGGGAUGCCAAGGAGCGGCUGUUUCGCAAUUUUGGGGGCCUCUUGGGUCCCAUGGAUGAGCCAGUGGGCAUGCAAAAAUGGGGAAAGGGGCCCAACGUGACUGUGACCAUCAUCUGGGUGGACCCUGUCAACAUCAUCGCAGCCACCUACGACAUCCUGAUCGAAUCCACCGCUGAGUUCACCCACUACAAACCCCCUUUGAACUUGCCCCUGAGGCCUGGGGUCUGGACAGUGAAAAUCCUCCAUCACUGGGUGCCAGUGGCAGAGACCAAAUUCCUCGUGGCCCCUCUGACCUUCUCCAACAGGCAGCCUAUCAAGCCGGAGGAGACACUGAAGCUGCACAACGGGCCCCCGCGCAGUGCCUACAUGGAGCAAAGCUUCCAGAGCCUGAACCCCGUCCUCAGCCUGCCCAUCAGCCCUGCCCAGGUGGAGCAGGCCGGGAGGAAUGCAGCGGCCACAGGCACUGCGCUAGAGGGCUGGCUGGACUCGCUGGUGGGCGGGAUGUGGACCGCCAUGGACAUCUGCACCACUGGCCCCUCUGCCUGCCCGGUCAUGCAGACCUGCAGCCAGACAGCCUGGAGCUCCUUCAGCCCUGACCCCAAGUCGGAGCUGGGGGCCGUCAAACCCGAUGGCCGGCUCAGGUAGCACCGGACACAUGUGGGCCGCACAGGAUCUCAACAGGAAAGCUGCCCAGAGGGCUUGGUGGGGCCUCAACUCUGGCUUCCCAGCGCAGGGCAGCCUUUGUUUGUGCCAGGGGCUUGUCUGGCUGUAGAAUGACGCAGAAGGAAGGGCUGGAGGCCAGGGUAGGUUUGCCAGCACCCUGCACUCAGCAAGCUGUGAGAUGGCUCCGUGCCAGUGGUGGUCUCACCUCUUCCGGUUGAGCCACAGGUUCCGCAGGUUCCUUACCUUUCCCCCACCCACCCCAACAACCAACCCCCUCCAGUCCUGGCAGUGAGUAGUCUCACACUUUGGUUUGGAGCAGCAGAGCUUGGCUUGCUCAGCACAGAAAUAGACAGAGGCUCAGGGUACAGGUGCAGGUGCAGAUGAAAUCCAGGCUGCUGUGGGUUCAGCUUCAGGGUUCCAGGUCAUCUCUCAGAGCUCAGCCCGCCAGGCCAUGUCCGUGCCAAGGCCAUCUCCUAUGGUACCUCUUCAGAACUCAAGGGCUCUGCCAAACCCAGUUUGACAAGCACUGCCCAGCCUCCAGUUUGAUCUACAGCCUCACCCUUCUGCUUCUCUUUCUGCUUCUCUCAGCUGGAGAUCACAAUAGCUGUUGAGCCAGCCCUGAAAUGAAAAGCUCCUGGGAGCCUGCAGGCCCUUCCCCCAGGGAGUCUAGCAGGCUUGGGAGGGCUUCAAGCCUUCCACCAGUCCCUCAUGGACUGAGCUAUUCUCCUUCGUCAACGAGAUGAGCAGGAAAGUCUUGGAUGGGACAUGGCCAAGGCCCCUCCAGAAGUGUGGGAGAGAUUGGUCCAGAUCCCCCCCCUCCCUUAAGGCUGCCUCCUUUGGCAACGGAACCAGGCUGAUGCUUGUAGAUGUGAGCCUCAAGUCUCUAAGCCAUUCAUGGCCUGGAGACCAAGACCCUGGAUCUCUGGUCCUGGAAAUUGAGAAUUUAGGGGGCCAUUGCCAUGAGACUCACAGCAACCUGCCUGGAGUAAAUUUCCUGAACUGGACAGCACAGUAGUGCCCAUUGUCCAGCAGAGCCCGUCGGUUCUGAGUUCAGGUGCCCAAAGCCCCUGGGACUCGCUGCCUUGGUGCUGCUGCAAGCAGCCAGACUGCAUGAACCAGGAAGCAGUGUUGCAGUUUUGGUUUGUAAUGUCAGUCCCUUCCUUAGCUGAGCUACCAACCCAGCCCAACUGAACAUGCAACGUAGACAAACGAGCAGGUGGAGUGGCACAAACGGGAAGGCCAUUUGAAAUAACAAAACAAAACCGAA
Molecule: messenger RNA, 4524 nt
Organism: Ochotona princeps (American pika)
Lineage: Eukaryota; Metazoa; Chordata; Mammalia; Lagomorpha; Ochotonidae
Gene: XYLT1
Product: xylosyltransferase 1
Exons: 12
Coding region: 360-3239 (959 amino acids)
Biological process (GO): heparan sulfate proteoglycan biosynthetic process; chondroitin sulfate proteoglycan biosynthetic process
Cellular component (GO): membrane
Molecular function (GO): protein xylosyltransferase activity
Source: RefSeq, a predicted model, not a curated record